AUGCGGAGGAUGCCCUCUGUCUUGGAACACAUGCGCAUCAAUUUUAUUGGUCUCCCCAUCGAAUCUGGAAAGCUAGAUAUUCACCUUCUACUUAGUAUAAUUGAGAAGGACUAUGGGUGUUCUUCAACUCAGUUCUCUCAAUCUUCAUGGGUACUGGCAUCGCUGCAAUUUCUCUCAAUGGCUCUCUAUUUUCUCUCAUUUGUUCAGUGCAUUGGGUUCACUGACAAGGAGUCCAUUCAUCUGACUUACCAAAAAGGCUAUACAACCUUUCAAUCGUUGAACCAAGCUAUUCAGUCCCCCUAUCUUGUAGGCUUAUCAGUUUCCUUGUCUUAUUAG
Molecule: messenger RNA, 336 nt
Organism: Ilex paraguariensis (yerba mate)
Lineage: Eukaryota; Viridiplantae; Streptophyta; Magnoliopsida; Aquifoliales; Aquifoliaceae
Source: the annotation of a GenBank genome assembly